Molecule: messenger RNA, 1810 nt
Organism: Clupea harengus (Atlantic herring)
Lineage: Eukaryota; Metazoa; Chordata; Actinopteri; Clupeiformes; Clupeidae
Product: caM kinase-like vesicle-associated protein
Exons: 12
Coding region: 239-1810 (523 amino acids)
Biological process (GO): protein phosphorylation
Molecular function (GO): ATP binding; protein kinase activity
Source: RefSeq, a predicted model, not a curated record
CUCCGGGUCCUCUGACGCGCACUCCAGCGAAACACUCUCCACCAACAAAGCGCGAGCCGCCUGCACAACAGAUGGGGAGGCAAUAUUGGAAUCUUCGCGUGCGUUGGUAGACAAUACAAACGGUUGUGUUUUUAAACGCGGUUCCAGGCGAAGAUACAACUUUGUGCCAACAGAGGAAGAGGGUGGAGAUUUCUGCGGACUCUUCAGCUGCAGAGACGCUGGUUUACCAAGAGUGGCCAUGCCAUUUGGCUGUUUAUCAGUGGGGGAGAAGAAGGACUACAACAGCCCUUCGGAGGUGACAGAGAAAUAUGACCUGGGCCAGAUUGUCAAAUCGGAGGAGUUCUGUGAGGUCUUCAGAGCCAAGGAUAAGAACACACUGAAAAUGUACACCUGUAAAAAGUUCCUGAAGAAAGACGGCAGAAAAGUGCGGAAGGCUGCAAAGAAUGAAAUCUUCAUCCUGAAAAUGGUGAAGCAUCAAAACAUCCUCCAGCUGGUGGAUGUCUAUGAAACCAGAAAAGAGUACUUCCUCUUCCUGGAGCUGGCCACAGGUAGAGAGGUGUUUGACUGGAUUCUAGAUCAGGGUUACUACUCGGAGCGGGACACCAGUAAUGCGAUCCGGCAGGUGAUGGAGGCGGUGGCCUAUCUACACUCCCUCAACAUCGUCCAUAGGAACCUUAAGUUGGAGAAUCUGGUCUACUACAACCGGCUCAAACAUUCUAAAAUAGUCAUCAGUGACUUCCACCUGGCCAAGCUCGAGAACGGCCUCAUCAAGGAACCGUGCGGAACCCCUGAAUACCUGGCCCCGGAGGUGGUCGGGAGGCAGCGGUAUGGUCGUCCUGUGGACUGCUGGGCCCUGGGAGUUAUCAUGUACAUCCUUUUGUCGGGAAACCCACCUUUCUAUGAUGAAAGCGAUGAUGAUGAUUAUGAAAACCAUGACAAGAACCUGUUCCGGAAGAUUCUGGCAGGGGACUACGAGUUUGAUUCCCCGUACUGGGACGACAUUUCAGACGCAGCUAAGAGUCUGGUAGUUCGUCUGAUGGAGGUGGACCAGGACCUCAGGAUCACAGCACAAGAGGCCAUUAACCAUGAAUGGAUCUCUGGAAAUGCUGCUUCAGAUAAGAACAUCAAGGAUGGUGUCUGCGCCCAGAUAGAGAAGAACUUCGCCAAAGCAAAAUGGAAGAAAGCGGUUCGGGUCACGACCAUCAUGAAGAGGCUGAGAGAGCCUGGAACCACAGCAGGAGGAGCCGCAGGAACCACAGCAGGAGGAGCGGAAGGAGCCACAGCAGGAGGAGGAGGAGCCACAGCAGGAGGAGGAGGAGCCACACAGGAGGAACGGAAGGAGCCACAGCAGGAGGAGCGGAAGGAGCCACAGCAGGAGGAGCGGAAGGAGCCACAGCUGGAGGAGCGGAAGGAGGAGGAGCCACAGCAGGAGGAGCGGAAGGAGCCACAGCAGGAGGAGGAGGAGCCACAGCAGGAGGAGGAGGAGCCACAGCAGGAGGAACGGAAGGAGCCACAGCAGGAGGAGGAACCGCAGGAGCCACAGCAGGAGGAGGAGGAGCCACAGCAGGAGGAACCGCAGCAGGAGGAGCGGAAGGAACCACAGCAGCAGGAGGAGGAGCAGCAGAGGAAACAGCACUCAGCCAAGCCACUGCUGCCCAGGACAGUCCUCUUCCUGAGACGGAGGCCCCAGCUGCCCCAAGCAGCUCUGCUGUUUCAGACGAGCGUUCUACUGCACCCCCUCCAGAAGCAGGAGAGGAGGCGGGGCCAGCAUGUGCCACACCCCCUGUGCCAUUGCCAGCUGAGCCUGUAG